AUGACCUCUAAAAAGGCUGCCAAAGAAAAGGAUGAAUACACUCCCCAAGAACGUUUGACAGCAGCCGCGCUUGAAUAUAAGAAGCUUGAGGGACACAAUCAAUCCAGUAUUGAACGAAUGUACGGUGCGCUGUCUUCCCCAUUUAGGGUUUCCAACAAGCCCUGUGAGGUUCCUCGUGCGGCAGUUUUGCGGUGUUUUGAAGAAAUUCUGGGGAAAACAAACAACGGUGAGAAUGGCAGCACUGAUAACCUUGCUGAAACCACAGUCGUUGGUCGCAGUAUCAGUGGCGGCAAUAAUGCUGAUGGAAGGGUUUUAUUAUCGUCAGACUCACGGUUUCCAUCGGUGCAUCGCUGCUAUGAUGCAGUUUUGCAGUAUGAGUCAUGCGUAGUAGAGAAGACACUUGCGCAGCAUCACAGCCUUCUUGCAGGAUUUGAAGCCCGUCAAUUGCAAGAGGCUGAAUCGGCCAAUGAAGUGCCGAAAGCUGUCGCGAGUGGUGCAUGA
Trypanosoma cruzi is the source of this 501-nucleotide messenger RNA. RefSeq lists its product as uncharacterized. Bases 1 to 501 code for a protein of 166 amino acids. The transcript has a single exon. The record is from RefSeq and is a predicted model, not a curated record. Lineage: Eukaryota; Euglenozoa; Kinetoplastea; Trypanosomatida; Trypanosomatidae.